CGCGGGGUUGCCCGGUCGUGCGGCGGGAGCCGGCAGCUCGGCGUCGGGCCUGAAGCGGCCUGUGAGGGGGAGCGCUUUCCCUCCGCGCCGCUCUGGAGAGCGGAGGGCUUCUUCCGAGGGACGCCGCCUGGUCCCCGGCAAGACGAUGAGGAUGGGGAGGGAGAAGAUGAUGCUGAAGUCCAGCAAGAAUGCCUGAAGAAAUUUUCAACCCCAGACUAUAUAAUGGAGCCAUCUAUAUUUAACACGUUAAAGAGAUAUUUCCAAGCAGGAGGUUCUCCAGAGAAUGUUAUCCAGCUCCUCUCUGAAAACUACACUGCAGUGGCACAGACUGUAAAUUUGCUGGCAGAGUGGCUCAUUCAAACAGGUGUUGAGCCAGUGCAAGUUCAGGAGACUGUAGAAAACCAUUUAAAGAGCUUACUUAUCAAGCAUUUUGACCCUCGGAAAGCAGAUUCCAUCUUUACAGAGGAAGGAGAGACUCCAGCCUGGCUUGAGCAAAUGAUAGCACAUACUACGUGGAGAGAUCUCUUUUACAAGUUGGCAGAAGCCCAUCCCGACUGUUUAAUGCUUAAUUUUACUGUGAAGCUUAUAUCUGAUGCUGGAUAUCAAGGGGAAAUAACCAGUGUUUCAACAGCAUGUCAGCAACUAGAAGUAUUUUCCAGAGUCCUGCGUACAUCCCUGGCAACAAUUUUAGAUGGAGGAGAAGAAAACCUUGAAAAAAACCUUCCUGAGUUUGCUAAGAUGGUGUGCCAUGGAGAACACACUUACCUUUUUGCUCAAUCUAUGAUGUCCAUAUUAGCUCAAGAAGAGCAAGGAGGGUCAGCUGUCAGACGGAUUGCUCAGGAGGUUCAGCGAUAUGCUCAUGAGAAAGGCCAUGACGCUAGUCAGAUCACUUUAGCAUUGGGUACUGCAGCCUCCUAUCCUCGAGCAUGCCAAGCUCUUGGUGCAAUGUUGUCCAAAGGAGCUCUGAAUCCAGCAGAUAUCACUGUCCUGUUCAAAAUGUUUACAAGCAUGGACCCACCUCCAGUAGAACUGAUUCGAGUACCUGCCUUUCUGGACCUCUUCAUGCAGUCAUUGUUUAAGCCAGGUGCUAAGAUCAACCAGGACCACAAACAUAAAUAUAUUCACAUACUGGCAUAUGCAGCUAGUGUAGUAGAGAUGUGGAAAAAGAACAAGAGAGUCAGCAUAAACAAGGAUGAACUCAAGUCAACUUCAAAAGCCAUUGAAACUGUUCACAAUCUGUGUUGCAAUGAGAACAAAGGAGCAUCAGAGUUGGUUGCAGAACUGAGCACUCUCUAUCAGUGCAUCAGGUUCCCAGUGGUGGCAAUGGGUGUAUUAAAGUGGGUGGAUUGGACAGUGUCAGAACCAAGAUACUUCCAGCUGCAGACUGAUCACACUCCAGUUCAUCUGGCAUUAUUGGAUGAGAUCAGUACAUGCCAUCAGCUGCUUCAUCCCCAAGUUCUACAACUUCUUGUCAAGCUCUUUGAAACAGAACAUUCGCAGCUUGAUGUAAUGGAGCAGCUGGAAUUGAAGAAGACUCUCUUGGAUAGAAUGGUGCACUUACUCAGUCGAGGAUAUGUCCUACCUGUUGUCAGCUAUAUCCGCAAAUGCCUGGAGAAGCUAGAUACAGAUAUCUCUCUCAUCAGAUACUUUGUUACAGAGGUGCUCGAUGUGAUUGCUCCUCCAUAUACCUCAGACUUUGUACAUCUUUUUCUUCCUAUCUUGGAGAAUGAAAGUAUUGCAGGUACUAUUAAAACAGAAGGCGAAAAUGACCCUGUCACUGAGUUUAUAGCUCAUUGCAAAUCUAACUUUAUUAUGAUGAACUAAGCAGUGGAAAAUAUCAAGAAUGCAGAGCACAUGAUCACUACUUUGCCGUACUUUCCACCAGUAAGGUUCUAUAACUGGGCAACACAGCAGCAAAAAAAACCCAAAACGCAACAAAAAACCCAAAACAAGGAAGAAGGGGCUGAAGGGCAUUUGAUUGACUUGCAUGGUGACCUUGAGCUUCAUAUCAGAGGACUGUUAACGUACUUUGGAAAAUGGAAUAAUACUGAAGGAUUUUCUGUUGUUACACAAAUCAGUAUAACUCUGAAUAUUCUGAAGGGGACAGCAGGAGAGAAACAGAUUUAUUUCAAAGAAUGUUAUUUGGGUUACUUGCAGAAUUUGUCACUGGAGAGAAACAGAUUUAUUUCAAAGAAUGUUAUUUGGGUUACUUGCAGAAUUUGUCACUGAUUCUUUGUGUAAUAUACAAAACCUGAAGAAUAGGGAAGGUAGUUUCUACUAAAACCACUUUGCAGAUAGUUCUCUGAAGACUAGAUCUUGAAUGCUCUAGGUUUUGAUGUUGCAAGCUGUAAAAAAGUAAUUUGUGGGAUUAGCUCUAUGCUGCAGAGAAGCCACAAUGCCUCUUUCUCACCUUUGCAUUAUAUUAGAAUUCUAAAUAUCCUACAUAUUUACCGCUAUGAAAAAAAACCAUUUUGUGUAACACAAGUGGAGUUGUAACAAUCAAGGUUGGGUUUGUAUUAACAGAUGAAUCCUACGCGAGUGUGUUAUCUUUCAGAAUCUAUUUUUUGUUAAAUAGAUGCAUCAAAUGUUACUGGUAAGUUUCAUUACCGUGUCAGAAUUCUACUGCUGUCCAAAAAUACGAAUGUGUGCAGAAAUUUCAUUACUGCUUGUUGUGGCUUGGUUUUUAUACUUAUCUCUACUCUGUCCUGGUUGAUGCCAAACAGUGGGGGAUAUACCCAAGAUUAUAAUUCACCUUUAAAUAAAGGUUUUUUUCUUUUCCAGAGA
Gymnogyps californianus (California condor) is the source of this 2784-nucleotide messenger RNA. RefSeq names its product negative elongation factor complex member C/D (gene NELFCD). Gene Ontology annotation, molecular function: RNA binding. Gene Ontology annotation, biological process: negative regulation of transcription elongation by RNA polymerase II. The record is from RefSeq and is a predicted model, not a curated record. Gene Ontology annotation, cellular component: nucleus; NELF complex. Lineage: Eukaryota; Metazoa; Chordata; Aves; Accipitriformes; Cathartidae. The transcript has 15 exons. The coding region runs from base 223 to 1824 and encodes 533 amino acids.